Molecule: messenger RNA, 1811 nt
Organism: Polyodon spathula (Mississippi paddlefish)
Lineage: Eukaryota; Metazoa; Chordata; Actinopteri; Acipenseriformes; Polyodontidae
Product: E3 ubiquitin-protein ligase RMND5A
Exons: 9
Coding region: 131-1306 (391 amino acids)
Biological process (GO): proteasome-mediated ubiquitin-dependent protein catabolic process
Cellular component (GO): nucleus; GID complex; cytoplasm
Molecular function (GO): ubiquitin protein ligase activity; protein binding
Source: RefSeq, a predicted model, not a curated record
CAACAUUUUGGUAAAAAAACAAAAACAUUGAUACAGGAAAGUUGCUGUUCGGUGUAGUUGAGCUUCACAUCGUAUUUCUGUUUUUCUUUUCUUUUUUCUCUCCAUCUUCUCAGUGUAAUACACAGAAGCUAUGGAUCAGUGUGUCAAUGUGGAGAGAGAGUUGGAGAAAGUGCUCCAGAAAUUCGCCAGCUAUGGCCAGCACUGCGAUAGAACUCUGGAGGAACUGAUCGAAUAUACCAGCGGCUUGAAACAGGAAAUAUCGCAGACUGGAGAUCGGGAUAUUGAAUUAUCAGGAACUCUUUCUCUUGUCCUGUCGCAAUGCUGUAAGAGGAUAAAAGACACAGUACAGAAACUAGCGUCAGACCAUAAAGACAUUCACAGCAGCGUCUCUCGAGUAGGAAAAGCCAUUGACAAGAAUUUUGAUUCAGAUAUCAGCAGCGUUGGCAUAGAAGGAUGCUGGCAGUCUGAAAGCCAGCGAAUUCUCAGUGAGGUUAUGGUGGAGCACUUCUUCAGACAAGGUAUGCUGGAUGUGGCUGAGGAAUUGUGUCAGGAAGCUGGGUUGUGCAUAGAUCCAAGUCAGAAAGAACCCUUUGUAGAAUUAAACAGAAUACUAGAAGCACUUCGAGUGAGAGACUUAAGACCUGCAUUAGAGUGGGCAGUGGCCAAUCGAGAAAUGCUUAUGGCCCAGAAGAGCUCCUUAGAAUUCAAGCUGCACAGAUUGUAUUUUAUCAGCCUGCUAAUGGGGGGUACAGCCAAUCAGAAAGAAGCACUGCAGUACGCAAAAAACUUUCAACCUUUUGCGGUAAACCACCAAAAAGAUAUCCAGGUCCUAAUGGGAAGCCUUGUGUACCUGCAGCAGGGGAUUGAGAACUCUCCCUACGUUCAUCUGCUGGACUCCAAUCAGUGGGCCGAUAUCUGUGACAUUUUUACCAGAGAUGCCUGUGCUCUCCAAGGCCUUUCUGUUGAAUCUCCUCUCAGUGUUAGUUUUUCAGCCGGCUGUGUAGCACUGCCAGCUCUUAUAAACAUUAAAGCAGUCAUUGAACAGAGACAGUGCACUGGAGUGUGGAACCAGAAGGACGAAUUGCCUAUUGAAGUUGAACUUGGUAAAAAGUGUUGGUACCACUCAGUGUUUGCCUGCCCUAUUCUUCGGCAACAAACAACAGAUAACAACCCCCCCAUGAAACUGGUGUGUGGCCAUAUUAUCUCCAGAGAUGCUUUAAAUAAAAUGAUCAGUGGAAGCAAGUUGAAAUGCCCUUAUUGUCCAAUGGAGCAGGUUCCAGGAGAUGGGAAGCAAAUAUACUUCUAAAAUGUCCUAAAUCUUUGUGUUAUUGGCCAUUAACUUUGAACGAGCUGCUUCAUGAGUAUAUGCAGAAGUAAUUCAGUUUUAUGGGAAGGUUUGCCAAUAUUGAGUAACAGUGUGCAGAAGCCAGAGAAAAUAUUAGUGGCAAUAGGGCUUUAACCUUGAUCUGCAUACACUGAUCAAGUUAAUACACCAGCAUUCCCUAUGAAAGGCAAUUAUUUAUUUGUAUUUUAAGCUAAAUUAAAUUUGUGUUUUGGAUUUUACAUUAUGGAGGUAAUGUUACCAUCCAAAUUAACUUUUUUCUUGCAUUAUCACUGUAUUAUCAGAUUGAUCAAUUGUAAGUCAUAUUUGGAGGUUUAGUGUGGAUUGUUUUUUUUUCUUUUCUUUUUUUAAGUGUAUAUAACAGUAUUUAGAAAACUAUAAUGAAUACAUAGCAAGUAUUGCUGCAGAGUUUGCUUAACUAAUUUGUAUUUUCUGUUGAUAGAGCAAGCUGUGAAAUGCUUUCACUUAA